Messenger RNA from Stylophora pistillata, 1720 nucleotides. RefSeq lists its product as uncharacterized. The record is from RefSeq and is a predicted model, not a curated record. NCBI's taxonomy places the organism in Eukaryota, Metazoa, Cnidaria, Anthozoa, Scleractinia, Pocilloporidae.
UCCCAGUACUAUUCCAACGACUCCUUGCGUAGCUUAACACCGCGUACCACAACGCGUGACACUUCCAUGAAGUACCUUUCGCUUGAAGCCGUCGAUGUUUCCGAACAUGAAUGUGACAACGAUUGGAGACCUUAUCCAAAAGGACCUAGAGAUGGCUUACUUUCUUCCACAACAACCGUCGUCGUAUUCUAAAGGAUACAAAUUUCAGAAUGACACCAAAUACCGAGUAUUUGAUUCGCCUCCUCCACCGCCAAGUUUUAAUCAGACCUUGUUCCCAUUGCGUAAUCUGGCAACAACCGGCGAUAAAGUAACUGUGAUCAUUGAGAAUGAACCGCCGUCAUGUCUACAGGAACACUGGAAGAAAACCACGCCUGAUUUUCCGCUGGCAUCUGUCAAAUCUGUAGAUGAGGCGCUAUUGGAUGACGUAUCAUUUGUCACUUAAGCCGCGCUGCAGAGCAUUUCAGAGCGCAAACAAAGUAUACAUUCCGAUCUUGUGUACAAGCUGCAACUGAAAAGCUCCAUACUCGAAAUUGGAGUACCAGUUCCCAGGCACAUGGAAGAGGGUUCGAUCAGCUUUCCAUGUACAAUUAAGGCUGAUAUGGGUUGGUGUGGCUGUGGAAGUCAGAUCGUUCAAGACGAUAGGGAACUUGCCACCACCAUAACUCAUAUGAGAGAUGUUUGCGGUUGGGAUGGAGGAAUUGUGUUCCAAGAAUUUAUUCCAGGAGUCAAAGAAGUUCCCAGCUUUCAACUCCAUCUUAGCAGAUCUGGUGAAAUGUUUUGGGUAGGAACCACGCACGGUAAAUUUGAUGGAUUAACAUGGAUAGCCGCUACUGUUGAUUGGAACAAGCAAGAGGAGUUCAGAGAUUGUGCACGAAGAGUUUACAAUCCCUAUCAAAAACUACCUCGUAAAAAACGGUUACUAUGGUCUUGUGACGUUCAGGUUUUAUUCACAGAUAACGGAAAGUACAUGGUUGAUUUGAAUCCGCGCGUUGGUGGUGAAACAAGUCACCUGCUACUCGCUCGGUAUAUGGCAUCGGAGUUUGGCCUAAGGCACUCUACAAUGUUUUCUGAAAAUACACACCAUAUCUCUUUUGAGCAGCUGGUUCAGAAGGCAAACGGUCUUAACGAGAAGAUCGAAGGGAGAAUUGUAAUCUUAGCUGUCGCCGAUGAGCCUUAUAGCUGUAAUUCAGAUGUGUCUGUCUUUGCUCAGAGUCCUGAAGACGUUCAAGAUAUUUUUUGAAAACUCACAGGUUAAUUCAGUAGGAAUCGCAAGAAACAUACAGUACUCUUCAUCACUGUUGUGCAAACCGCUUCAAAUGGUCGACAUUUUUUACCAACAAACUGUUUGUAGGAGAGAUGAUGUAUAAAUAAGAUUUAGACUUUUCGGGUAGUGGCGCAGUGCAUAUUGGAGAUAUAUGAAAGGGGUUGAUACAUCUCCCACGUGAUCCACUACUCCUCUACAUAAAAGCAGAGAGGAGGAUGGCCGCCCCCGGAGCUAUAUAUUGAAAAAUCUGAGCCUUUCGAGCGAAAGGCCGUUUUGAGUAUCGCACUAGAAGAUUUUUCUUUGAUGACAAAAAAAGGGUCUUUGGUUUUAGCUUAUUAUUUUUAAAAUAAUGAAAUGAUAAUUUUAAGGUCACAAUAUUAUAAAUGUAUUAGUUAGCUUGCUUAACGGUUGAGUAAUAAUAAUAAUAACACCUUUAUUUAGACACGAUAAUGUUUA